AUGAGUGACAAACUUGACGCGGAAGCUUUCCUCUGCUAUGUUUCCGCCUUGGAAUUCGUGGUGGCCAUCAUCACGGCGAUACUGAACAUGUACUUUACAUUGAGGAUCAACCAGUUGUCAACGUUCAGUCCGAACUUGAGGACGAUCCUUGUAAGUGUGCUGGGGUAUUUAGCGGGGAGGACCCCAAGUGCAACGUUCAGACUUUAUUCAAAUUUUUUAUGUUUCGGGAAUAUUCUAUACAACAAUUCCUGAAAAUUUUAGCUCCCGCUUGCAGGGGCUGCCAAUAUAUCCAGCAAUUUUUGUUGCUGAGCGAGUACACGAAACGCGGAGAGCGGUCAGAGAGAAAAACUCUUUUACACCAUCUCUUUGCUAUUUUGGUGCUGAAAAAAUUGAUUUUUUGUGGAAACAUGACUUUAUAUGGUAAAAAUAAACAGAAAACUUAUCAUGCCAAAAUUCUUAAAAAAUGGCUCAGUUUUGCAGAUUUAGGGUCUAAAAAUCUCGGUCGUGUCUGUAAAGCGCCGGCUAGGAAUUGUCAAAGAACAGCCGUACGUACCAUUAGCUCUGCAUUUCAGACAGUUGAAGCGAUCCUGGCGUCAAUCCUGCCGUUCUUACACUUGGCCACGUACCAUAUUCCGGAGCACCUGCACAGCUUCAAAGACGGAAAUUAUGUGUCGGGCGUCGCGUUCUAUCUCUUGAUGGCCCUGCAUCAAGUUGUGAUGGUCGUUUUCGAAAGCAAAUACCUUCUAAUUGCGCUGGAAAGAUGGGUCGCGUACCUUGCCCGAAGAGAUUAUGAAAAUCGCGGCUCAGAGUUGGCCUACAGAUUGUUUCUGAUCAAUGUAAGUGGUUGGUGCGUUGAAAAACUUUCGUAUUUAUUUCCAGCUGCUGAUAGGAGUUCCCAUCUUGCUUUUUAAGUGGACCUCAAUUUGGAUGGUGUUUGAUGGAGCGCCAAUGGAUUUGCGGCUUCGGCGGACGUUUGUCUUGGAGAACUACAACGACGGUUUGAUUCCAAGCUAUCUUGGAGGCUUUGUGCUCAUUUUUUCGGCAAUUGCGGUAAGAGUUAAUCCAUUAUCCUUGGCUAAAAACUCUUGGUGACGUGUUUUUCGGGGUUCAAGCUACCAUGCUAUAAAAUCAUGAAAUUUUGAAGGCAAAGGUGAAAGAAUUGUGGUCUAGGGGGAAGUUGAUUUGUUGUUUUUAAUUUUUUGUACCUUCUUUACUUCCUCUUCAAAAACUGAGAGAAAUAUGAGGGGUCGAAGCUACAUAUAAUAUAAGUUUGACCUACAAUUCGAGUUUUCUGCUAGCUACAAUUGGCAGUAUCAAGGUUUAGCUUGACGAAGGUUCAUGUUUUGUAUAUAUGCACGCUUUCCUCAAAGAGCUUGAAAUCUCGGCAUUAGUAUGGGUUUCCUCCUUUUGCUGAACGAAUCAAAAAAAAUCUUAUGGCGCUAAGAGCAUCCAUAACGGUUGAGAAGCAGGGCUACAUCUCUUACGAAACACAAAACACAGGAAAUAUUGGUAUUUUUUGGUCAUUUCGGGAACGUCUUCCACCUUGAUAAAAAAUAAAACAAUAUCGGAAAACAUCAUGCGUCAUUUUUUAACAGUAUUAAAACAAAAUUAGUCAGCAUUUUUUUGUUCCGUUUGUGUGCACAAAAAACCAUUAGUUUCCACAAGGAACGUACUGCAAUAGUGAGGCAGAGACCUUUAGAUCAAAAGCAAGGCAAAAAUUUGGCGCUUUUUUGGCAUGAAAAAUAAAAAAAGUUUAAAAAUUUAUUCCUUGAGAUGGUAGUGCUUUCACAAAAAAUCAAUUUCUUCAAACUGGCAAGGAUAUGGGCAAAAAGCGUUUUUUCUAUGUGAGCACUCUUCCCAUCCAAGCAUUCUUUUGGCGGAAAAGUAAAUUGAAUAAAGACAGAAGUUGAAGAAAGUUGAAUAUAUCGGAUGCCGCUUGAAAGCGCGAGCUAAAACUUUGAGUAAAUUAUAUGUGGCCUAUGCUUCGACAUGCACAAAAUUUAAAGAAGACCUGGGCCUUGCACUUGGGGUAGCUCCUCUAUUCAAAUUUCCAGACACUGAAUAUCCCUCCUUUUCAGAUUUUCCUCUGGCUAAACUCACAAGUCUCAAAUUGUGAGACAUACGCCAACUCACUGUCCGAAAGCUACGAAAUUCGCCAAACCAAAGCCGUCCUGCACUACGUCAAGAGCCUGUUGGCUUCGUUUAUCAUCCUAAUUUGUCUGUGUGGUGUCGGCUUGUCAACGAUUGCAUAUUUGAAAUCAGUGUCGCAUCUGGACGACGACUCGGCAGAGUUCAAGAUUGUCUUUACCGUAAGUCUUUAUUCCCUUAUUUGUACCCAAAAUUCGCUCAGUUCCUCUACAUGUGCCUGUCGGUCUACAAUUUCAUCGCAAUGCUCUACAUGAUCAGAAGCUUUCCGCAAUUGCAAACCGUCAUCAUCAAGGACUUCCCGUUCCUCGACAGUCGUGGAGUUGCAGUUCAUCCGGCGGCGGAGUGCGAUCACGCCGAAGCGGGGAGAAUGUAUUUCCAGCAGCUGAGGGAUGCGUGGGAUACAAAAUGA
This is a messenger RNA of Bursaphelenchus xylophilus (pine wood nematode), 2557 nucleotides long. NCBI's taxonomy places the organism in Eukaryota, Metazoa, Nematoda, Chromadorea, Rhabditida, Aphelenchoididae. The record is from the annotation of a GenBank genome assembly.